AUGCCCACUAGGCGAGCACGAAUUGUCUGCAUUUCGGAUACCCACAAUCAAACUCCCAAGCUGCCCUCGGGCGACAUUCUCAUCCAUGCAGGUGACCUUACUAACCAAGGGACCUACAGCGAGCUGCAAAAGACAAUCAGCUGGCUUCAGCAAACUGAAUUCCAGCUCAAAAUCGUUGUUUGUGGAAACCACGAUGUUACUUGCGACAUCCCCUUCUAUCAGCAAUAUGGCGCCUUUUUCCAUAAUAAGAGGAUGGAAGAUCCCCAGCGUUGUAUCGACUUGUUUCAAGCGGAUCCAUCCAUCGUCUACCUGAACCAUGAGGCCAGGGACGUUCAGAUCACUUACAAAGGAGGUGCUGUUACGAAGCUCAAGGUAUUCGGCUCUCCAUACUCUCCCGCUAAAGGAUUCUGGGCUUUUGGGUAUAUACCAGAGAAUGCAUCCCGGCUUUGGGAUCAAAUUCCCUUGGAUUCAGACAUUGUGGUGACACAUACUCCAGCCAAAUUCCAUCGAGACGAAUAUGGCACACGUGGAGCUGCGGGAUGUGAGAGACUUCGUGAGGCACUGUGGAGAGUUCGUCCCCGAUUAUUCGUUUGCGGACACGUUCAUGAAGCAUAUGGUGUCGAGGCGGUUACUUGGGACCUGUCUUCCUCAGACAUCAAAUUCAAGGAGCAGUCUGUCCGACAUUGGAAAGAUCCUCGGUCAGAAAGUAAGAAACAGUUUGCCGUUGAUCUGACCUCGAGAGUCAAGUCCAUGGCCUUACAGAAUGAUGGAUGUGCUGGGAGCCAUGUUCCUCAGACGCCACCCUUCUGUGACAAAGCUGACGAGAGCGACAUACCCGCUGACAAUGUAAUAAUGAGCAAUCUUCAAGGCAGCGAAGCCCGGCUGCCCGCCGUUCCAGCACCUCCUCAGCCGCCGUUUCCUGAAUUCGAGAAGUCAUAUCGUCCUAUUAUCUCUGCUGUCGGAGCAGCCGACAUGAAGCAUACCGGAACCCGGGGUCAGGGAGGUCCUGCUUCAAGCCCUCGAACUGAUCGAGAAGCAAUAUCAGGUCGUGAAGGGAGGAUUGAGACUUGCAUUGUUAAUGCUGCAUUCAUGGCAACGAACUGGCCUCACCGGGGAGGUAAAAAAUUUCACAAGCCCAUUGUUAUUGAUAUUGAUUUGCCUGUACUAGAGAAUGCCGGUCAAGCCUCCCCACCACAAUCCAGUUGA
This is a messenger RNA of Rhinocladiella mackenziei CBS 650.93, 1206 nucleotides long. RefSeq lists its product as uncharacterized. Gene Ontology annotation, molecular function: hydrolase activity. The transcript has a single exon. The record is from RefSeq and is a predicted model, not a curated record. NCBI's taxonomy places the organism in Eukaryota, Fungi, Ascomycota, Eurotiomycetes, Chaetothyriales, Herpotrichiellaceae. Bases 1 to 1206 code for a protein of 401 amino acids.